AUGGUAUUAUUCACUAGAAUCGACUAUCCGAAGGUGUGGCGCUGGUUUUUUGAGGGCGUCAGAAGCAUCCGCUCGGACUUCAGCAGCUCCCGGCGUAAUUCGGAGGACUCGGACUAUGAAAACGACCACGACGAAGACGACGACUAUUCCCUGAUGAGUCACGCGUCGACGAUUAGUGCCGGGAUGGAUACCAGCCUGACCCUCAGCGAGGAUUCGACCGCUACUAUGACGGGAAAUAAUGAGUUGGCAGAAACCGCUACAAUUGAUUCGACAUCAACGAUUGCCCAGUCGACACUCAGAAGGCGUCGCUCAUUUCAACCGAAACGCCCAUAUCGCAUCUGCGACCCCGACGAAUCCCAAUAUUGGCUCCAAGUCCAGGCGGCGAAUUGCCAGCCAAAAACGUUGAAGCCUCCACCAAAUACCAAACUUCUCCGCCGAUGGAGUACUCGUGACAAAAAAGAGCUCAGCCUAUGG
This is a messenger RNA of Mesorhabditis spiculigera, 474 nucleotides long. The record is from the annotation of a GenBank genome assembly. Lineage: Eukaryota; Metazoa; Nematoda; Chromadorea; Rhabditida; Rhabditidae.